GCUGCCGCCGCCGCUCAGCGCGAUGCCGCUGCAGCAGGGCUCGGCCCGGGCCCGGCAGCGCACCGUGCUCCUGGUGGGCAUCGCCGUGCUGCUGGCCGCCCUGGUCCUCGCCGUGGUGCUGGCCUCUCUGCUGACCCACGGCAGGCACGAGGUCAGUCCCCAAAUGCUGAAGUGGAAGGACAGGGGGACCACGAAGAACUUGCAAGAAGUUAUUGUGGGAAGAUGCUACAACUACAUCACGGCGCAGCACCCGGAGCUGGGAGAUAAGGAUUGUCUAAAAAUAUGGGAAUCAUUAAAAGAUGCCUUCAUUUACAAGAACCCCUGUAAUAUCACACCAGAAGAUUACCAGCCUUUGAUGGAGCUGGCAAGUCACCCUAUACCCUGCAACAAGUCACUGUUUUGGAGCAAGACAAAUGACCUCGUUCAUCGUUAUACAAAAUCCAAUCAGAAUUUCCUCACCUUGGAGGACACCUUGCUGGGUUAUAUGGCUGAUAGAGUUUCGUGGUGUGGAGACCCCUCUGCCCCAGGAAUCAACUAUGAAUCUUGUCCAAAACGAAAUGAAUGUGAGAGCAACCCUGGCUCCGUGUUCUGGAAAAUGGCCUCCAAGAUGUUUGCAGAAGCAGCUUGUGGUGUGGUUCAAGUGAUGCUCAAUGGAUCAGUGGAAGCUGGAGCUUUCAGGAGCAGCAGCAUCUUUGGAAGCAUUGAGAUCUUUAACCUGGAUCCAGAUAAAGUCACUGAAGUGCACAUUUGGCUCAUGCAGAACAUUGGUGGUCCUCAAAGUGAAUCCUGCUCAGGUCAGUCCAUUCAGAGGUUAAUAAACAUUCUAGAAGAACGAAACUUUAAGAUCAUCUGUGAAGACAAUUACAGGCCUGUUCAGCUCCUUCAGUGUGUGCACAACCCAGACCACACAGACUGCAGGCUUUGCACCAACAGCUCAGCAAUUCCCUGAAGCAGAGUUCUCUGUGCCACUGAAGAAUUCCCUGACUUGUGUGCAAAGCUGGAGAGGAUGUGGCUGCAUAGCUGAGAGUGAUAACAGUAGCAUGGUGUGUGCUGAGUGCAUAACCAGAAAUCCUUGCUGUGAUACUAACAGCCAGAUAGCAGGAGAUGGUACCUGAGCUGUGAUGCUGUACACACA
Molecule: messenger RNA, 1135 nt
Organism: Melozone crissalis (California towhee)
Lineage: Eukaryota; Metazoa; Chordata; Aves; Passeriformes; Passerellidae
Product: ADP-ribosyl cyclase/cyclic ADP-ribose hydrolase 1-like
Exons: 8
Coding region: 23-949 (308 amino acids)
Biological process (GO): positive regulation of B cell proliferation
Cellular component (GO): plasma membrane
Molecular function (GO): NAD+ nucleosidase activity; phosphorus-oxygen lyase activity
Source: RefSeq, a predicted model, not a curated record